AUUAAUUCAAUGUCACAAGAACAUGAGGUGGUAUUACAUAUUCACGAUCAAAUUAACAUUAACUUAGCUGCCAGAGAAAAGAGAGUGAGAAAAAAAUAUAUUUAAAAAUUACAUACAUUUCAAGGAUUUCAGAGCAUUACAUGUUUUCAGUGCUUUUUUUCUGUUUGUUCCAAUAUAUUUACAUAUAAUUUUAAGUCAUUUAUAAAAUGUGGAAAAUUUGGUUUACUUUGAGCCGCGCAAAAGAAUGCUGUGUGUGUACCUUUUAGGAACUGUGACGUAAUCACAUGUACAAGCGCAUGAUUGGCUGGUUUUGUCUCCCGGCAUUCAGCUGUAAACAUGGCGCAAGAACCCUGGAAUAAAACUUGUAUCCCGUUUCCAAGUGCCGUUUCUUUGAGUCGAAUCCCAUUUACUGACUCUACUGAUCUCUUGAUUGAACGUCUGCUGACUGACUGUGAGAAAGUUUUGACCCUGUUAUGUAGUGAAGUCCUACAGACAGAAAUCCGUGUUCUUUACGAACUUCUUUAUGUUUUGAACAACGGCUUUAGACAACACAAGCCAUUCAGAGCAUUAAAACAGGUUGAACAAUGCAUACACCGCUUGAAAGAGAUGAAGUUGCAAGCAGCUGUGGAGGAUCUGAAGGAACUGUGUCCAGACAAAUUUCAGAGGGACACUGGAGCAGAGGUUGGGGAGUGUGACGUUCCCAGUCAGCCCAUGUUGGAGUGGCUCUGUCUCAAACUACUAGGAGCCUCCAGUCUUUUAGCCCGAACGCUGGAGCGCUGCACCCAAGCUUUCACGCUGACACGGCGGCAUCUGCUGCUAAGCGAGUUCGUUGUGCUGAAUGUGGUGAUAACCAGCAUGCUUAGUCGUCUCUGGGUGUUCUUCAGAGGUAUUUUGAGAGCCCUCAUCCCAGUGUACAGAAGAACCACUCACCUCCUCCAGAAGGUGUCUCAGUCUCAGCCCAUGGCUUACCUGACUGACUUCACCCUUCCUGGGGAGCUGAAAGACUUCCUCUGCCUCUCAUACCCAGAUCUACUGUUGGAAGAAGGCACCAAAGACACUUUAAGGGCCAAAAAAGGGAAACAAAAGUCCAGCUUUUCUCUCCUUUCCAGGUUGUUUGAGGGUAAAGGGCAUGAAGAGGGUAAUGAAGAAGAGGAGAGAGAGAUGAUGCCAAUAAUAGCUGCUGGUUAUGAUGAAGGUUCUAGUCUGGACCUGGGGGCAGCAGUUUUACAGCGACGGCCAGAUAUCUCAUCCUGUGGACUGAACAUUAAGGCUGUGCUUCAACAAUCUUGUAAAUCCACCAAACAGUUGUCUCUGGAGACAGAGAUGAAAACGGACAUCUCAAGUCAAGCUGCAGUCUUUCAAAAGAGGAAGUUCUUGAAGUCACUGAAGAAGGUGUCUUCUUUCAGAAAUAUGGCUGCCCAUCUGAAGGAAAUGAUGCACUGGUGCCGGAGCUGUAAGUUCAUCCAAAAACGUAAGCACCUGGCCUUCUUGCACCUGAGAUGUCUGAGAAUGGAAAGUCUGGAAGCUGAAGGUGUCAGGUUGGAGAAGAGAUUGAAGAGGUUUAAGUUAAAAGUUCAAAAGGCAUUGCUGCUUCAAAACACCUUGCCACAAAAACAUUCCAGUUCCUUCAUUGCACUUUGGAGAACUUGGAGGCAUCAUGGAAGCUUCAUGGCACGCUACAGAACUGCCAGACGUAGAUUUACGUUGUCCAGGAAGUGUUCUAGACCAGUUAAAGGCUUGUUUGUUUCAUUGAAACCCAGGCCACUGCAGCAGACUUCAAAAGAAGAGGUAUCAGGACACAAUAAGGUACCUGGAGCUGAGGAAAAAAUGGACUCACAGACUGCCUUGCAGAAACCUAAUGUGCUAAACGAUGAUAUUGAUGAUAUUUUUUCAUCGUUAGGAUUUUAAGUGGUUCAUAGCCUUGGUUGAAUGCAUGCUUUUUUUUUUUUUCUUUCUUUUUUUUUCUUUUUUUUUGACAAACCUGGGCACAAAAAUUGACCACAUCACUGUAGUAAGAUACAUUUAAAUAAAAUGGUGUACAUUGUAAUUUUAUAGAAAAAAAAGUUUUUUAAUUUUGGAUUGACAAAAAAACACAUGAUUGACAAUGAAAUGUGAAAAUCCAAAGAAAUAAACAAAGAAUAAAACAAGUCAAAAGGAAGUUUAUGAAUAGUUUGAAAAUCACUCGAAUUUGAGUUUUACUACAUAAACACAAAUGUUCGGUUACACUUUAUUUUCAUAGUCAACUUUUGCAACUACAUAUCUACUAACUCUGAGUAGACUCUUAGGUUUCUGUUUGCAAAUUAUAUUAAUGUGUGAUUAAUGUAUGAGGGCUUAAAGGAAAGCUGAAUCAUCAUUUGUUAUUCAAUGUCUUGUCUUAUAUCGAUAUUAAAAUGACACAAUGGAAAUCAA
This is a messenger RNA of Carassius gibelio (silver crucian carp), 2409 nucleotides long. RefSeq names its product nucleolus and neural progenitor protein (gene rmp64). Gene Ontology annotation, biological process: positive regulation of Notch signaling pathway. The record is from RefSeq and is a predicted model, not a curated record. The transcript has 9 exons. Lineage: Eukaryota; Metazoa; Chordata; Actinopteri; Cypriniformes; Cyprinidae. Gene Ontology annotation, cellular component: nucleus. Bases 337 to 1908 code for a protein of 523 amino acids.